Messenger RNA from Amphimedon queenslandica, 2686 nucleotides. Its product is annotated as leishmanolysin-like peptidase. The record is from RefSeq and is a predicted model, not a curated record. Bases 593 to 2545 code for a protein of 650 amino acids. The transcript has 20 exons. NCBI's taxonomy places the organism in Eukaryota, Metazoa, Porifera, Demospongiae, Haplosclerida, Niphatidae. Gene Ontology annotation, cellular component: cytoplasm; membrane. Gene Ontology annotation, biological process: cell adhesion; proteolysis. Gene Ontology annotation, molecular function: metalloendopeptidase activity.
AUAUGCAUGUAGUCUGGGUUAGUGGGUUUGUAUGCAGCCAUUUUCAAACGUGACUAAAGGCUUUAAUGUGAGUGCAGUAUAUGGUGCAGUAAUCUGAUUAGUGUCACCAAACUUCCCUCAUUUCAGAAGGGGCUUGAACAGUUAUUUUGUUGUAUCGUUAACUCACGCUGCACAUAACGUGUGUGUUCUGUGUGUGGUUUGUUUUGUAUUUCAUAUUAAUAUACUUUGUACUCAACUAUGAUUAUAAUUUCUGAUAAAUCAUAAAUCUAAUUUUAUGCAUGAUAUCAGGAACUUAAAUAAAUGUGAACUUUGAGGAAUUGUUGAUCCAGCUAGAUGAAGUAAUAGUAGCACUGCUACUAUUACUUCAUUCUGGCUAGAUUGAAGGAGGGGUUCACAACAAUUCCUCAAAUUCCAUGAUGUACUAAUGUACUAUAGACUUUUAAUGAUAUUCAUGGUUUAUUCAGCCAAACCCUCUUUACCAACUAAAGUUUACAUGCACUCUAUGAUGUAAUGAAUUUUUGCCUAUUUAAACCACUGAACAAGCUUCUAGACUAUAUCAGACAGUUUGGUGUAAAGCAAAAAAACAAUUAAGAUGAAGAGUACAAGCUAUAACUUCUGCAUCUUGAUUUUGUCUCUUGCUCUGGCUAAUACAGUUACCAGUCAUUAUCAUAAAUGUUCUCAUGACAAAUUUCCUAAAAAGUUUUUGAUUCGAACACACUUAGAAGACUUUGCUGAUUCUAAAGCUACAAAGAAUGUUGGAGGAGAUGCUGCUUUUAAUCAACCGAUUCGUAUCAAUAUCCAUUACAAUUUUACUGCAUUAGAAGGAGAACUAUCAUUGGCACAGCAACAGCAAGUGAAGUCUGUUAUGAGUCAUGUCAAAGAAAAUCUUGAAUCGAUCCUUACAGUAAGAAGGACUCCAAAUCCUCUGAGAUUACGAAGGUAUUGUCGUCAUGACAAAGAUGAUUUUGUUCUAACUGGUCCACUUGAACCAUGUCCUGAUCAAUGUCUAAAUAAAUCACUUCUUUGCAAGCAGUUUCCAAUACCAGCAGAACAUCUACAGCGUUGUGUGGAGUGCAAUGGUGACAGUAGCAAUUGUGUUGAGGCUUACAGUGAUGGACCUGGUCUUAAAGAUACAGAUCUUGCUUUGUAUGUGUAUGGUACUGCUGAUCAUUGUGAACCGGGUGUUGUUGCUUAUGCUGCGGCCUGCCAAUUAGAAGAUCAAUAUGACAGACCAAUAUCAGGAGUUAUUAAUUUCUGCCCAACUGAUGAUAUUAGCGAUGAAGAGGAAGUUUUUCAAGUUGCUAAACAUGAAAUUUUUCAUGUUCUAGGAUUUUCAGAUAACUUAUAUCCGUGGUACAGAGAUGAAAAUGGAAACCCAAGGACACGUAGGGAUGCCAAUGGUAAUCCACCUACUGAUGCAAAUGGUUAUUUUGUAGCAGAUGAAAAUACAGUUAAAAUGGUGAACUUAACUGACUGGCAAACAAGAUUCGGACCAAUAAACAAAAUAGUUAUUCAAUUAGUUACUCCAAAAGUUGUGGAGGUUGGAAGGCGUCAUUUUAAUUGUGAUACUUUGGAGGGUGUUCAGUUAGAGGAUCAAGGUGGUAAUGGCACUACUGGCGCCCACUGGGAGAAAAGAUUACUAAAUAAUGAAGCUAUGACUGGUGUCGUAUCACAAAAUGCUGCAUUCUCCAACUUUAGUUAUGCACUGUUAGAAGACAGUGGUUGGUAUAAAGUUGACUACAGCAAUGCAAGUAUAUUAGUCUGGGGACGUGGUGAUGGAUGUGGAUAUACUGCUGGUUCCUGUGGAGGAUAUAUUGACACAAAGAAAAGACAAAAUCAACCAAUGGCUCCAUUCUGUGAUUUCCUUAAUAGUAGAUUGCAUCCUCAAAACCUAUCUUGCAACACAGACAGGACAGCAGUUGCUUCUUGUAACCUUGCGAGUUACUACUAUGAUUUACCUCGAGAAUAUCAGUAUUUUAAUUCAGGCGCAAAUUUUAAUAGCGUGGCAUCUGGACUCCCAAUUUAUGGCGGAGAUGUUAAAGCAGCAGACUUCUGUCCAUUUUAUAAUGAUUUGACUUAUCGGGCACCUCGAGGUAUAUGCAGGAAAGGGAUCCCCUUAACUGAUAAUAAUGAAGCAGCAGAGACAUAUGGACCUAGGUCACGUUGUGUGGAUCACUCUGGAAAGUGGCAGAUCACUAAUGGCUCAAACACAUACACUGCCCAAUACAGUGCUGGAUGCUAUGAGUACCAAUGCUCCAAUAGUGCUGUUACUAUAAUGAUUCUUGGACAAUCAUAUACCUGUAGUAGAGCUGGUCAAGUGAUACAAGUUGAUCAAACUGCAAAUGGUGUGAGGUAUCGUGGAGGGAUUGUGUGCCCAUCUUGUGUUGAGAUAUGCUACGAUGAUUUCAAAAAUUGCCCAGAAGCUGCUGAGUUAUAUGGAGAGUUUGCAAGUCCUGCUCCUCCUACUGACAGUGUUGGAAGUCUGCUGCCAAUGGUUGGGUUGCUUUUUGUUGCCAUCUUUGUCUCUUUUGCCUUCAACUAUUAAACUUUAUUAGUGGUCUGUGUGUGCCUGUAGUAGUAGUGGUGGUAGUAGAGACUAGUAAUAGUUUUUAGGAACUUUUUGGAGUUUUUUGUUUUGCUUUACAAAAAAAGAUGUUUUGAGACAACAAAUAUUUUGUUAUUAUCC